AUGGCCUCGCAAAGCUUCGCAGCGGUGGAACGCGACAGCGGCUCUGAGGAGGUGGUGUCACGCCGCUCCUGGCCAGUGAAGAAGACCUUGUGUGUGGCUGGGGUCCUUUUGGCAGUGGUGGGCCUGGGAUCUCUGCGCUUCUCCAACCAAUGCCUCAACUUGGAUGCCUUACAGGGAAAGUCCGAGGCGCAGAUGAAUGAGGCACUUCUGAAGACGCGCAAGAAGCUUCUGGAGGUGAAGAAUCGGAGUUUGGCGGAGAAGACGAUCUUGAAAGCCAUGACGAAAGCGGGCCACGAUGCCCAAAAAGACUGGGAGGCCCACGUGGCACCCGCACACGGGGGGCCAGGUGUGGACUUGCGGGAGUUAGAUGGACAGGAGCAUCACAUCCGCAAGUUGGACGCCUUGACCGUUCUGAAGGACCGCCAGGCCAUCAAAGACUUCCGCCGUGGCCAGCACAACGAGGAGCCACGGGUCCACGUGGUUGUUUUCUGCUUUCUGAAAGAUGAAGCCGGGAAUGCAGAAUGCGCCUUCAACAUUUUGGAGGCCUUCGUCUCGGUGGUGGGCAUGGGCGACGACAUCAACGGCAUCAUCCGCACCUGCCCUCCUCCCCGCGAUGGGGAGUCUGAGUUGGCGUGCCAGGUGGACGCAUCCAUCCUGGUGGCAUGGGUGGGCAACGCCGCGGCCAAGAUUUCCCUCGCGGCCUCCAACUGCGCUUUGACGCUGAACGUCGACUCCGUUUGCGCGGCCGGCGUCUCGGGCCUGGUGGCCGCCUUUGGCGAGAUCUCCGCGGGCGCCUGCCUGGGCGCGGCGGUUUGCACGCCGACGCCCCCAUCUUUGACCACGACCAAGAUCAGCGUGUUGGGUGAUCAGACGGUGCGCACGCCCGAGACUGGGCGUCGUUUGUUGAUCGGCGAAGGGACCAUUGGAAAUGGCGUCCAGUGUGGCGUGGAUGUGGGCAUGGUGGCAGCCAACAUUGCCAACAUGGGAGCCUUGACUGCCAGAGUUGCAUCUGUUUUGGUGGCUCCCAAAGAUCCUUGUUUGGCCAUCAACAAGGCAGUGAACGUCAACCGCUGUGGAAAAUUUGCCACUGAGAAGAACCCCUUGAACGUCCUGAAAGGCAUUCCGGAUGCACUUUGCACUGUAGACAUUGCUGGAGCCGUUGCUUACAUCAGUCAGGUCGUCACCUUCAUCAACCUCAUCGUGGUUCAUUGCCAGGACUUCCUGGAUGUCAGCGCCUUGUGCGGCGGUUCCAUCGCCGCCAUCACCACCGGAGGUGCUGCCAUUGCUGCCUAUGGCGGCGCGGUGCACGCCGCCUGCCGCUACAACCACCUCCUGAAGACUCCGAAGCCUACGCAAAAGGUGGCGGAGUGGCGGUGGGUUUAG
Molecule: messenger RNA, 1383 nt
Organism: Durusdinium trenchii
Lineage: Eukaryota; Dinophyceae; Suessiales; Symbiodiniaceae
Source: the annotation of a GenBank genome assembly